AUGUAUAAAGACAUUGACAUUAAUGAGAUUGAGAAGUUGAAAAAGGACUAAGAAAUGAUGUCGUUGAAGAGGGCCCCAACUAACAUGAAAGAGCGUUUUGGUUAAUCCAAUAAAGACUUUUUGGAAGAUGAAUUUAAACAAAAAACUGUUGGUCUGGUUACUCGCGAGGAAUUCAAGAGGAAAAGGGAGAAUAUUGAUAAUCUUGUGAUGCAGGACAUGAAGCAAAAACAGGAGGAGGAAACUAAAAGAAAAUUGGAACUCAAAUAAAAGCGAAAAGAAGAAUAUCAGAAGAAGACUACAUUAUUGUCCUUUGAUUUAGAUGAUGAGGGUAGUCUUCAGAAGAGCUAUGGGAAAAAUGAACACGUAGAUACCACCUAUUUACCAGACAUGAACAGAGAACGGAAAAUCGAAGAGAUGACCAGACAAUUGGCAGAAUAAUACUAGAAGGAAGUCGAAUCAUAAAAGGAUUCUCUUAUUGAUAUUUAAUUUCAAUAUUGGGAUGCCUCAACAGGUUCAAAAUCUUUGAGAAUCAAAAAGAAGAUGACGAUCUUGGAAUUCCUGGAAAUGGCUAGACGAGAGAUCAUUAGAGAUUUUGGAUUUCUGACUGAGUUUAGUCCAGAAGAUUUGAUCAUAGUUGCGAAUGGAAUGAUUCUGCCUCAUAAACUCAGCUUCUAUGAUCUUAUUGCUCAUAAAGUCAAGAAUAGAUCUGGUACUCUAAUCUUUUCAUUUGAUCGCAGAAAGGUUUAAGCAAAAGGAUAGGAAUACGAAGUAGAGGUUGAGAAUUCCACCAUAUGCAAAAUCAUUGAGAAGUUCAGAUAUGAAAAAAUAAAACAUAUUUAUCCAUGUUCGAAAUGGGAGAAUGUAGAAAUCAACAAAUACUUAUGACAUUUUACAACAAUUAAAACAACAAAAUAUAAAUAUUAAUA
Molecule: messenger RNA, 926 nt
Organism: Paramecium tetraurelia
Lineage: Eukaryota; Ciliophora; Oligohymenophorea; Peniculida; Parameciidae
Exons: 5
Biological process (GO): chromatin organization
Cellular component (GO): nucleus
Source: RefSeq, a predicted model, not a curated record